This is a messenger RNA of Dibothriocephalus latus, 387 nucleotides long. The record is from the annotation of a GenBank genome assembly. Lineage: Eukaryota; Metazoa; Platyhelminthes; Cestoda; Diphyllobothriidea; Diphyllobothriidae.
AUGCUUCUUCUGACAAUGGGCUCCACGCUCACUGUGGCCAUGGUGACGGUGUACUUGCAGCCGCCUGUGUCCCGUCCAACUGUCUUCAAGCUAACUGAGGACUCCAGCCCGCCGCAUGUGCUGCCGGAUUCUCGUCGCCUUCUGACGCACGGGUUUAUCCACAGAUUUAACUCAAAACGUGACUGUUUAAUGCUGUCUCUCUUUCCGGAAGAGUGCACUGGACUGCCUUGGCUGGGACAGUUUGCACACCUUGCCCCCGUUGCAGACUUUGCUGGUUCACUUCUCUACAAUGAUGCUGACAACACAACUCCCUUCCCUGUUCGAGAGGCGGACAAGUUGAGCUACAAGCAGUCCGGUAAGCCUUCUUUCCACCUUCUUGAGCUCUGA